Molecule: messenger RNA, 1338 nt
Organism: Chironomus riparius
Lineage: Eukaryota; Metazoa; Arthropoda; Insecta; Diptera; Chironomidae
Source: the annotation of a GenBank genome assembly
GAACGAAUAAAAUACAAAAAUGCUUUAGUUGCGAAAGCCGCCAUGACACUUCAUGAGAUGAUGCAACUUAAUUGUAAAUUUAUUCGGAUUUAAUUUUUUUAAAAAAUAUAAAAUAUUAUAUUUAAGAUUUGUUCAAUACGAACGUGCUACAAUAAAUUAUUAAUUAUCAUAUUAAUUACAAAUAUGAAAAGUCUUAUAAUAACUUGUGACGGUUCUUGGUAAUACCCUUUAAAUAUAUUGUAGAAAAAUACAAUCUGCAAUCCAAUACUAAGUAGUAUCAAUAAAAGGACUAAUAUCCAGCUUCUGCUAUCAUGUGGACUCCUUAAUACACUUAAGAGAAUUUCAUAAGCUUGUAAUCACCAUAUUCUUGAGAAUAUUCCAACAAGAAGUCUGCAGAUGGAACCUAUUUUAAAGGGAUAUAAGAGAAAUAUCCAAAUUAAUCUUCAAAAUAUCUUACAAAUAAGGUAUAUAAGAAUAAAUCUCAGUAGUACAUCCAAAACUUCAACCAAAAAUAAUAAAAAGAAGAAUCCAACCAAAAUUGUUUGUUACGUAAGAGAUUCCAAGAGGUUCAUCAUUAUCAAGCAACAAAAAUGUCACAGGAGGAAAAUUCAGCAAAAGAUUUGAAUAUCAAUGAAACCUUGAAAGCAAAGCUAACGCCUCAACAAUUGAUGGAAUGUAAAGAAGCUUUCGACAUGUACGACAGUGAUGAGGAUGGUAUAAUAACCACUACACAGCUUGUGUCAGCUUUAAGAGCUUUGGGUUAUAACACAAGCCAAAUUAUUAUUAAGAAGAUUAAGAAGAAGAAUCUUGAGAGUGAAGAUGGUAUAGGCAAAUUGAAGUUUGAGGACUUUGUUAAGUUUGUCAUUAUGUACAUUCGUUAUGCAUUCACAAAAGAUGACAUGAUAGCAGAUUUAAGACCCAUUGAUGUUAAUAAUGUCGGAAGUAUUACAAAAUUGGAACUUAAAAAUUAUCUAAAGGACUUGACAAUUCCGCUUAGUAACGACGAAAUUGAAGAUGCUGUAAAUGCCACAGAUUUUAAUAAUGACGGAAAGAUAGAUUAUAAUGAAUUUGCCGCUAUGAUGUGUCCUGAUGAUAAAAAUUCGUGAAAUUGAAAUUUUCUCUCGUUCCUUAAAUUCUCAUUUGAUGUUCCUCACUAUCGUUGUCAUAAUCAUAACCAUAGCAAUAAUCAGGUUUAUUUAAACAGUAAAAAAUGUUGUUAUACCAUGACUCCUCAUAUAAUCAGCAGGUAGUCACCUUGAUUGUUACACAUAAAAAAAGGAACAAAAAAGAAAAAAUAAAGACAACACAAAAACAGCAAAACAUAAAGGAAAGCUUUUC